AUGGCUUCUUCCUCUUCGCCGCCGUCGUCUUCGUCUUUACCUCCGGUGAUGGAAGACGGAGAAUUUAGAGACUGGGCGGAUAUUCCGCCGGAAUUAACUUCAUCGAUCCUGCUCCGGCUUGGCACGAUCGAGAUAGUGGAAAACGCUCAGAAAGUGUGUAAAUCGUGGCGUCGCGUCUGUAAAGACCCUUCGAUGUGGAAGAAAAUCGACAUGCAUAAUCUCGGAGAUUUGGGAAGCAUGAACUACGACCUAGAGAUCAUGUGUCGUCACGCAGUUGAUCGCAGUCAGGGAGGCUUGAUUAAGAUCGAUGUUUGGUACUUUGGUACUGAUCAUCUCCUCAAUUACAUCGCCGAGAGGUUCUGUCUCUCUCUUCCUGUGACUCAAAAUCUUGGGUUGAAUUUGGUUCCACUCCACUGUAUGGGUCUAGGAUAUUGUGUCACUCUUUAUAGCGCUGUCUCUUUACUUGGGAAUAUGUAUGCAAUUGUGAAAUUUCCAUUGCUUGAAGACCUUGAGGUUUCAUACUGCUCAUGUUCAGGAGAGACUUUGAAAGUUGUAGGCCGGUCCUGUUUAAAUCUCAAGACAUUGAAGCUAAAUCGUGUUGGUUGCAAGAGUCCUCGCAUUGAAUGUGAUGAUGAUGCUUUAGCAAUCGCUGAAACAAUGCUCGGACUUCGUCACCUUCAGCUUUUCGGGAACAGAUUAACAGACACCGGGUUAAUGGCCAUUCUUGACAAUUGUCCUAACUUGGAACACCUUGAUUUACGCCAGUGUUUCAACGUUAACCUUGUUGGGGAUUUGGGGAAGCGGUGUUCCGAGAGGAUCAAAGUUGUGAGACGCCCUAACGACUCGACUCAUGGCUACCCAUAUGACGCAACGGCUAUCGACAUGGAUUCAUCUGAUAGUGACCACCGUUUUUUCUUUGAUAACAUUGGUUACUAUUCUGAUAGCAACAGUUCCAAUGACCUCCCAGGUGAUAGUGACUAUAAUGAUUAUGACCAUUAUGAUUAUGGCCAUUAUGAUCAUGACCCUUGGGAUCAUGACCAUUACGAUCAUGACAUCUGUGGCUAG
Arabis nemorensis is the source of this 1065-nucleotide messenger RNA. The record is from the annotation of a GenBank genome assembly. NCBI's taxonomy places the organism in Eukaryota, Viridiplantae, Streptophyta, Magnoliopsida, Brassicales, Brassicaceae.